CAAAAGGAAACAGAAUAGUUUGAUGUCAUGAAAUAAUAUUAAAAAUAGACAGGGCAGUAAAAUUGUUUACAUUAUCGCUCGAGCGAUGCUUGGGGAGGGGGUCAAAGUUGACGACAUACAUACGGGUCAUUGGUACUACAGCAUGGCUAUAGUGAAAACUGAAAAGCAACACGUGUAGUAAAUUAUUUGGAAAUAUAGCCGACAUGUUAAAUAGUCAAACUCAUUUCUCAUUUUGUGUUUGAAAAUCCAAAGGGAUUCAGAUGCUAAACUAACCUACAAAUUGCUUUCUGACAAUUUAACCGAUUUAGUACAUGUAACUGAAAUUGGUCAACUUGUAUCAGGCUCUGAGAUUGGUCAAGCCAUGUUAGAAGUUAUUGCAGAAGAAGAGUUUGGUGUGAAUCAGACCACUGUUAUUUUAGUGAAGGUUAAAUCAAUCUCCUAUUUAAUGAUAAACACAGACACCCGACUACUAACACAAGGAGGUCACUUGACUAGUAUACCAGUUGGAACAACUCUCCAUUUUACAAUUACUUAUCAUGAUGAUGUUGGAGACAAGUUUUUUGCCACCAAUUCGCUCCUCAAGUUCAGAUGUAGCAGGUAUAAUUUACUACAUGUAUCUAAUGGAUUAGAUAAUAACACCUUGGUUGUGAAAACAGCUGAAGCAGGACAAACAGUUCUCAAGGCAUGGGAUAAGAAGAAUCCAUGGAUAGCUGAUUACAUCAAUAUACCGGUAGAUUGUGUUAUCAAACCAGCGCAAACUUUAGUAACAUUAACAUCUGUUAUAUGUCUGUCUACUCCAUUACUAUCAUCUACAGGUGACAGUGGCAAGUGGUCAAGUGACAGUACUGAUAUUGACAUAGAUUCUACAAGUGGCAUUGCUGUAGCUCUUGCUGUUGGUACAACUAAUACUGUAUUUUAUACUGUAUCUCAGGAUCUCAUGACAUAUACAGAGAUUAAUAUAGACCCAAUAAGAAACCUUGAUUUAAAUUCCAACUUGAAUGCUUUAUCUAAUGGACUGGCCCAUAAAAGUGUUAGUGUACCUAUUAGAGUGGAUGCAAAUGGCACAUUAAAAGGUGAUAAUUGCAGUGCUAGAAUAGCAGAAGAUUUAUAUUUGCCAUUGAUUAUACCAUUCCGUUGUCAUAUGCAACUUACUAAUCAACAAACAGAUCUGAAAAUAAAAGAUUUAUUUACUGUUCUUCCAGAGUUUGAUCCCAGAAAAGGUCAAUAUGUUUGCAAAUUGGAGUCUAUUCAAAAUGAAUACAUGACACAUCAGAUAAGUACCCUGAAUACCAAAAUACUUUUGCAUGUAACCCUACCAACACAGGAAGGUCAACCAGAGAUUACAUCAAACAAAUUGUUAUUUGACUUUCAUCCAGCGUUUUAUGUGCACAACUCUGAGGUUUUAUUAACCACAACUUCUCCACUAUCAUCUCUUCGUGUAUCAACUAAAUUCGAAUUGAUUGAUAGUAUAAAGAUAGUUGUAAGUGAUAGUUCUUUAAUUGAAUCAUUAAUACCUGAAAGAGAUACCCAGUCUGGAGCUGUGAUUUUGUUUCCUGUACGACUUUUAGAUACAUUUAGUAUAUGGGAACGAGAAUCAUUAGAUCUGUUUGUUGAGAUGUCUAGUCAUCUCACUGGUCAAAAAGUCAGAGUUCCUGUAUUAGUGAAGUUGUUAGGACAGAAGCCUGAUGGAACAGGUUUUAAAGGAGGUUAUGCCAGAGAUGUAGGUUGGGGAAUGUUAAUCAGAAAUAUUCUAUUUAACUAUCAGUCCUGGUUCGUUUUAUUUAUCAUAAUAUUGAUAACAGCAGCAUCUGUUCUUUUUGGUUACAAUGCUAUAUUAGGAUCAAGAUAUAAAACUACCGCUAACAGCAAUGUGUUUUUAUCAAACAGUGGAUCUCCAUUACAAGCUGUUCCCCAUUCAUCUUUUAUUCAACCUCAAGGUACACCACCACCAUAUAGUGGUUUUAACUCUACAUCAGUGUCACCUAAACUGUGGUCUGUUAACUACAAUCAACAAGAUCCUAAUAUAUCAUCUUUGAAACGUUCACCAUAUUCAUUUAAUAAAUCCUGAUGAUUGUAUAUAGAAUUAGUAAUUUUUGUUUUAAAAAAAAUAAUUGACUAACCUAGUUCCUAGGCAAAAGGAUUGCAAAACAAGGAGUUAAUAGUUUUUAGAUUCUCUGCAUUAUUAGACAAACUUUUCUACAGAAUGUUUUAUUGUAAUUACAGACAGGUAGUUUGGUGCAGGGCUUCAUAAUAACACUGAUUUUGGGCUCUGUUGACUUUCUCCAAAUUUUCGAUUCAUUCUUAUACUGUUGAAAGCAAAGUCAACCCCUGUAAUGUACUAAGAUAUGCAUUAAAGUUAAUGCAAAACACACUAUAAUGGAGUUCUUGUGUAUUAAAUAUUGUAUAUAAACUUUGCUGACAUAAUUUUUAUGAUUAUAUUAUUUGCUUUGUCCAUAAAGGAAGUAACCCAGGAACAUUUUUAGGCAUUUUGAGCUGUUUAGAAGAAGUUUUAAUGAUUUAUUGUCCCCCGCCUUUUGAAUAAAGCAGGGGACUAUUAAAAUGGGUCUGUCUGCCUAUCUGCCCGUCACACUCUUUGGGACACAAUAAUUUUCCUUCUAAUUGAGCUAGAAUGUUCAAACUAGGUGUAGUUGUUUUUUUUUUAGGUCCGGCCUUGAUGGAGUUCGAAGAUGAGCAUUUUCUGCUCCAUCGAGUUAGAAUGUUCACACUUGAUGUAGGCGUUCAUUAGGUAAAUGCCUUGAUGGAGUUCGAAUACACGCAUUGUCUGCUUAUGGUAAGCAGAGAUAAGCAGUUUGAUUGGUUGAUGCCUUGGGACACGAUAACUUUGGUUAUUAAGUGAGAUCGGCUCUGGGUAAACAGAGCUGUAAGCAAUUUGAGUGGUUGAGACUUUGGAACAUGAUAAUUUUGGUUCUAAUUGGAUGAGAGUGAUGAAACUCCCGAGUAUAGAUUCAAUAUAUUAUUACCUUGACUGAACAUUUUCUGCUUAGGCAAAGUAGAAACUUUUAUCUGAUUGGUCCAGACUUUGGAACACAAUAACUCUCCUUUUAAUUGGGGUAGAAUGUUCAAACUUGGUGUAGGUGUCUAUUGGGUGAAUGCCUUGACAAUAGUUCGAUCAUGCGCAUUUUCCACUAAGGCUAAACAGAUAUAACCAAUUUGAGUGGUUGAGACUUUGGAAGAUGUUAACUUUGUUUCUAAUUCGGUGAGAGCGAUGAAGUAUAGAUUCAUUGUAUUAUUUCCUUGACUUGAGUUGGUUGAGGAGAAUUUUCUGCUUAGGCUAAGGAGAGAUAAGCAAUUUGAUUGGUCAAGGCUUUGGAACAUAACAACUCUGCUUUUAUUUAAUUGUUGUAACUUGAUGUUAGAUGUUCAUUAGGUGAAUGUCUUGACUAAAUUUAAUGAUUAACAUUCCCUGCUAAAGCUACAUGUAAUAAGCAGAGCUAAGCAUUUUCAUUGGUCGAUGCUUUAGGACAAGAUAACUUUGAUUCUAUCUGAUAGACAGUGAUGAAACUUAGUGUAUAGUUGAUGAUCAGUUUGAUUCCUCGAUACUUUUAAAAGAAAAGUGUGCAGUUAAUUAAUAUGUGUCGUCUUUUUAUUUUUAUUUUGGGAUUUCGGCGGGGGACAUCAGCCUCAUUGUUGGCUUGUUUGCAUAGAAUAGUGUAUGAAAUGAAUAAAAAAUAAUCAGUUAUAUUAUUAUGUGUAUUUGUUCUGUCUAAUGUAUAAACCUUUCCAAUGGAUGGGUUAUUCAUUCUAUGUCGAAUCUAUGGCAAGCCAAAGCGGAAUUAAUUGCAAGACCGUUUUUCUGCAUGGAAAGAGAAAAAAUUGAGUAUAUAACAAUUUUUUCAUCACCUUCCAAGCGGUUUUUUCUGUACAAAACGACGUAUAAAGAUUCAAUAAAGAUUAUUUUUUGUCCA
Molecule: messenger RNA, 3926 nt
Organism: Patella vulgata (common limpet)
Lineage: Eukaryota; Metazoa; Mollusca; Gastropoda; Patellidae
Product: nuclear pore membrane glycoprotein 210-like
Exons: 13
Coding region: 362-2068 (568 amino acids)
Cellular component (GO): nuclear pore
Source: RefSeq, a predicted model, not a curated record